Molecule: messenger RNA, 4368 nt
Organism: Tyto alba (common barn owl)
Lineage: Eukaryota; Metazoa; Chordata; Aves; Strigiformes; Tytonidae
Gene: WEE1
Product: WEE1 G2 checkpoint kinase
Exons: 11
Coding region: 164-2095 (643 amino acids)
Biological process (GO): mitotic cell cycle; protein phosphorylation
Cellular component (GO): nucleus
Molecular function (GO): non-membrane spanning protein tyrosine kinase activity; ATP binding; magnesium ion binding
Source: RefSeq, a predicted model, not a curated record
GCUGGCGUGCGCGCCACGUGACUAACGGUCGCGGGAAAGCCGCCGAGUCCGAACAGCGCGAGGCGAGCCGUGCCUGAGGCAGCGCCGCACCCAGGGGCGCAGCGCGCUGAGGGGACGCCGCACCGCCGGGCUUGGCCCUGAGCGGGGCUCGGAGCGAGCCGCCAUGAGCUUCCAUUGCUUGCAGCAGGCGGCGGCGCCGCCGCGGCGGGUGUCGGCCCGGCGGGCGGCCGCCCCGAUCCGGCAGAAGCUGCUAUUCCUGAGCGGCCACAGCGACUGCGAGGAGGAAGAGGAGGAUGAGGAGGAGGAAGGCGGCAGCAGCGGCAACAGCACCGGCGAGGACUCGGCCUUCCAAGAGGCGGACUCGCCGCUCUCGACGGCUCGCACCCCGGCGCGGGGCGACCCGCCCCUGUUGGAGGAGGAGGAGGAGGAAGAAGAGAUGGAGCCAGCGGCAGCGCCGCCGCCGGACGAGGGGGACUCGUGGGAGGAGGAGGGCUUCGGUUCCUCUCCGGUGAAGUCGCCCGGAGCCUACUUCAUGGCCGGCUCGCCCUCGCCGCCGCCCCCCCACAAGGGCCGCCGCUACUACAGGCACUCCCCGCCGCACCCGGCGGCGGGCGGUUACCGGGUGCGGAGCGAGGAGCCCAGCUCGCCGCUGCCAGACUACCCCGGCACCCCGCCCCACAAGACCUUCCGCAAGCUGCGCCUCUUCGACACGCCGCACACCCCCAAGAGUUUGCUUUCUAAAGCACAAGGAAUAGGUUCCAGCUCAGUCAAACUUCGAGGGGGCUCUCUAUUUAUGAAUGUUGGGAAAUCGGAGAAGCAAGAAGAAGAUAUUAGAAAAACACCUCAUGUGAACAUCAAUCCCUUCACUCCUGAUUCCAUGUUCCUUCACAACUCUGAAGGAAAAUGUCGUAGGAGGAAGAGAACGCACUGGAAUGACUCUUGUGGAGAGGACAUGGAAGCAAGUGAUGGAGAGCCUGAAGAUGAAACAAUCAGACCUGCUAAGAGGAUAACAAUAACAGAAAGUAAUAUGAAGUCACGGUAUGCCACUGAAUUUCAUGAGUUGGAGAAGAUUGGAUCUGGUGAAUUUGGUUCUGUGUUUAAAUGUGUGAAGAGGCUUGAUGGCUGUAUUUACGCAAUAAAGCGGUCCAAGAAGCCCUUAGCUGGCUCUGUGGAUGAGCAGAAUGCUUUGAGAGAGGUGUAUGCACAUGCAGUUCUGGGACAGCAUUCUCAUGUAGUAAGAUACUAUUCUGCAUGGGCAGAAGAUGAUCAUAUGCUUAUACAGAAUGAAUAUUGCAAUGGUGGCAGUUUAGCAGAUGCCAUAAGUGAAAAUUACAGGAAUAUGCAUUAUUUUACUGAACCAGAACUGAAGGACUUGCUACUUCAGGUGGCUAGAGGCUUGAAGUACAUUCACUCAAUGUCACUGGUACACAUGGAUAUCAAACCUAGUAAUAUUUUCAUAUCUAGGACAUCAGUCCCGAGUACAACUUCAGAAGAAGGUGAUGAUGAUGACUGGUCAUCUGAUAGAGUCAUUUUUAAAAUAGGUGACCUUGGUCAUGUAACUCGAGUAUCUAGUCCACAAGUGGAGGAAGGUGAUAGCCGUUUUCUUGCAAAUGAAGUCCUUCAAGAGAACUACACUCAUUUACCAAAAGCAGAUAUUUUUGCUCUUGCUCUGACUGUUGUCUGUGCUGCUGGGGCUGAACCACUUCCAACUAAUGGGGACCAAUGGCAUGAAAUUCGGCAAGGAAAACUACCUAGAAUACCACAAGUGCUUUCUCAAGAAUUACUAGACUUACUAAAAGUUAUGAUUAAUCCCGAUCCAGAGAAAAGGCCUUCAGCUGUGGCACUAGUCAAGCAUUCAGUGCUUCUCUCUGCUGCAAAAAAGAGCGCAGAGCAGCUCCGGAUAGAGCUGAACGCUGAAAAGUUCAAAAACUCACUCUUGCAGAAAGAGCUGAAGAAGGCACAGAUGGCAAAGGCCGCAGCUGAGGAGCGAGCACUGUUCACUGACAGAAUGACAACUAGAUCUACAACACAAAAUAGACCAUCUCGACUCAUUGGAAAGAAAAUGAACCGUUCAGUUAGUCUUACUAUAUACUAACUAUGAAGUCUAAAAGAACUACUGAGAAUGGCGAUAGCAUCUCUGCUGGACUGAAGCCUAAGGAAUUGAAAGAAGCAUUCAGUUCCUGGUUUCUUGUCCUGACUUUGAUCAGUGUCACUAGUUUUACAGGAAUUGCUUCUGGGUUUUCACUUGUACAAUAUGGCUGAUUAGCUGUAUUAACCAUUUGAGUUAAGGGACUCAGUUACUAUGUUGUCUAUCGAGGAUCCUGGAUGUUAAUCCAUAAGCGUUUCAGUUACACUGUUAAAUGUUACAUCAUCCCAGGGUUAACCACUAUAGUGGUGUGCUGCUUUGUAGUGUUACGGCAUUGUAAUAAGUAAUAUCCCUAAUGAUCUUUAAGAGGGAGGGAGGGGGCCUUGCUUUGAUAGUUACUGUUUUGGUUUUGUUUCUUGUUUUUUUUUUUUUUUUUGGAGCAGAGGGGAAUGAAUUUUAAAAGACAGGCUUUAAGGCCACCUACACUCAAUGUACCUGAUGUCAGGUAGACUUUUAUUGUGAAUUUUAUUUGUAUAUUCAACUGGGAGCACUUUGUAGGCAUUGCAUAAACCACAGCUUAAAAACCUGUGGAAUUAAGUGCCAUGUGGAACUGCUGCUAUUUUUAGUUUGUUGUCCUCGCUGUAAACUGUAGCAUUAAAACAAUCAUUAUUGUGUUAAUAGGCUUCUUGUUAAAACAAUUAAGUGAAACAAAUCUAAGCUGCAAUUUUAGUGAAGGCAGCAUUUUUCUCUCAAAGCUAGUGCAUUGUGAAAUAAUGCACCAAUUUAAUAUUUGGACUUUGUAUUAGUGUAGUGCAAUUGUUAAUGUUUUGGCUGUUGAUGUUUUGUAAUUCUUUCUAAUAAGGUUCUCUAAAUGUUGGUAUUCUCUUCAGUUGUCCAUUCUUGAGGCUAUUGUAUAUUUUUUUUUUACAUUGAAGUACUUGUAAAUAAUUGUUUAGUGUUAAGUGUUCAGGCUGUUCUUCACUGUUUAUGUACAUAAGUUUGUGCUUAUAGUAUACUAUACUGAAACUGCAGUCUAAGAUGCCAACAGACAAAGAUUAACUAUUCAGUUCUAAGUUCCAAAAUGAACAGAAUGUGGCCAUCAGAACCUGUACUGAUGUUGGACCUAGGCUGACAGAUGUUGCUAAAAAAUAGUACUGUUCAAAUUACUGGCUUAUCUCUUCAUUAAUUUUAGUUUAAACAGUGUUUCCCAUUUGUGUUCUAAUUGUUCUUACUAUUGCUGAAUUUGAAUAUUAAAGUUAAAAGUUUUGUUUAAUAUUGGCUAACACUUAUUUAACUCCAUAGUUGUGGAAAUAAAAUACUGAGUCAGGAAUAUACUAUGGCAAGUCCUGCUUAGAUCUACUUCCUCCUCCUGCAUAAUGCUUGUGGUUCCCUCUCACAGGAGUGGGACUGAGGUAACAUACUCGUUGAUAGUUAUGUUAGGAGAGAAGCACCUCAGUCUGUGUGUUAGUAUCCAUAGCAGUCUGUCCUCUACAGCUUCAGAAACGAUACUGCAUGUUGGAAAGAUGAAGCCGCUGGAAGAUUUGAAGUGGAACCCGUGACUGUGGAGAUGGAGGAUUAGAAACUAUGUGAAGAAACACCUUGGGUCUGAGGUAAGGAGGAAAACGCAUGAAAACUCAUGAAUUGCUGAGAAUGGGAAGAGAACUGCUUUUUUAGAAGUUGGGGAAGAAAACAAUGGGAGGAAUUGGAAUAGUCGAGGGAACACAGUAAUAGCAUGUUCUGUGGCAUGGAUGCAAAAUUUUUAUGCGUUUGUAUUUUACUUCACAUGGAGAGAUGCAGUAAAAUUAAUGAAGGCUUAAUAGAUUAGUCUAUUGUUGAGGCUUUUAUGCUGCUAUAUUGAAGAGCUGCAGGUGACUGUCAGAGAAGCUGUAUGAUUUGAAUGGACUAUCAUAAAAUUUAACUUAGCAAUAGAAAACUGCUAAAUAUUUUUAUUUCUAAGAAGUCUCAAUGCUAUUCAUAUAUGACAGUGAAAUUCAGAGGCUUGGUUUAGGUAACUUUAUUCUCUGAAUUGUGCAGUUAUCAGUAAAAACUGAGAGACCGGAAUAUCUUUUAAGUUUUUACUUUGUAUGAUAGUCCUGUAUUAUUUAUGAGAAAACUUAAGGAUAUCUCAUACAGUUUUGUUGCAGCAUUUUAGUUCUCCGUUACAUUAAAUGAGACCUCUCUUAAAGUGUAUUUCUAAACAGUCAUUAGCUGGUGGGGGAUCGACAAACUUAUUAAGCCUUUCUUCCCCUAUAGUGUAAAUAAAUUUGAUAUACCUAUGAUAA